Molecule: messenger RNA, 2363 nt
Organism: Solea senegalensis (Senegalese sole)
Lineage: Eukaryota; Metazoa; Chordata; Actinopteri; Pleuronectiformes; Soleidae
Gene: scg3
Product: secretogranin III
Exons: 12
Coding region: 381-1874 (497 amino acids)
Biological process (GO): protein localization to secretory granule
Cellular component (GO): secretory granule membrane
Source: RefSeq, a predicted model, not a curated record
UUGGACGGGGCUCUAUUACAGCCUCUGGCAGGUGAAGCUGCAGCUCACACGGGGCCGCGAAGAGCCUCACAGCUUAUCUGCUUAUAAUUACACAAAGGUGACCUGCUUUAAGCGCAGAGGCUCGUCAGCAGCUCCAGAGCAGCAGCAGCAGCAGCAGCCGGAGAUCCACUCAGCUCCAUCCGCGUCCUGUGCGUCACACACGGCGUCACACAAGCUCCAGUGAAGCGUCCGCGGCAGUUUCAGCACCAGCGGGCGGCUGGAGCUCAGCGGAGCUGUCCACGCAUUCAGCACUUUUUCCUCCUUCUUCUUCUUCUUCUUCUUCUUCUGGAGGAGAAGCCAGAGCUCAGAGGUCUCCACACCUGGACAACCCUUGUUUCAGGAUGGCGUCAAAACACGUCGGCCUUUUUGUCCUUUCCCAGCUUUUACUUGUGACUGUGCUGAGCCAGGUUUCUGCUUUCCCCACACCUACAGCUUCAGCCCACGAUAAAACUGUGAACAUAAGAGAGUUGACAGAGGAAAAACCACUACAGGAGCAGAUUGCUGAGGCGGACAGCGUGAAGGCCGCAGUCCAGUCAGCUGAGAGCAGACGUCCCUCUGCGGCCAAGGACACAGAGUCGGAGCAGGAGCGCGAUGACUUGACUCUGCUCAAGUCGCUGGCCGAUGGCCAGAAGUCAAAAGACACAACUGUGGCACCGGCGGAGAAGGAGGAUCAAUACGUUCCUGAUGAAUCAGAUUCCACCAAGAGCCGACGUCUGGCUGAGGACUACGACUCCACCAAGAACGGAAUGGACAACGACAAGUACCAGGACGACCCGGAGAGCCUCCACCAGGUGGACGGGACUCCGCUGACAGCAGAGGACAUUGUGCAGAAAAUUGCAAACAAGAUCUACGAGGAGGACGACAGAGGCGUGUUUGACAGGAUUGUCUCCAAACUGCUCAAACUGGGCCUGAUCACAGACAGUCAGGCGGACACGCUGGAGUACCAGGUGGCCGAGGCUCUGCAGGAUCUCAUCACGAAAAACGCCAGGAAGAACGAGAUUGAGGACACGGAGAGCGACGGCCGAGAGACCAGGGGAGAGCAGGACGACCAGGAAUCAGACAUAAACUUGGACCAGUGGGAGGCGCCCAGCCGCCGUUACAACGAAGACGAGGGCGACAAUGAGGAUGAGGACGACGAGGAUGACGACGAGAGCGAGGAUGAGGUGGAAAGGGACGCAGAGGAAGACGGCGCCAACGCGCCCGACAACACCUGGGACAAAGAUACCAAAGAGGGCAACGAGGUCGGCGACGACGACGGCCUCCAGGACCUGCAGUACUUCCCCAACUUCUACCGACUCCUCAAGAGCCUCGACUCAGCUCAAGACGCUCAGGAGAGGGAGACGUUGAUCACCAUCAUGAAGACGCUGAUUGACUUUGUGAAGAUGAUGGUGAAGUACGGCACCAUCACGCCCGAGGAGGGCGUGUCCUAUCUGGAGAACCUGGAUGCCGUGAUCGCCAUGCAGACCAAGAACAAGCUGGGAACGUCUCUCGGGCCGGACUUCACCGGACUCAACAAGAAAAACCUGGACGAGGACGACAACACCAAGGCCGAGGCCGCCAAGAUGCAGAAGGAAUACGAGAACCUCAAAGACUCAACCAAAGAGGAGCAGCCUUCAUCUGAGACCAAUCAACCGGGCAAGUCAGAGGCGUAUCUGGAGGCCAUCAGGAAGAACAUCGAGUGGCUAAAGAAACACAACAAAGAAGAAGGCAAAGACGACUACGAUCUGUCCAAACUGAAGGACUUCAUGGACCAGCAGGUCGACUCCUACAUCGAGAAGGGCAUCAUCGCCAAGGACGAAGGCGACACCAUCAAGAGGAUCUACGGCAGCCUGUAACACUAUCACCCGUCCACCCUCCAGCCGACCUCUGGCCUAAAAACACUGGACACCGAGUCUGACACUGCAAUCUACGACUUAACACCCGACUAUUCACUUAUUUCCCAUAAUGAACAGUGUAUACUUCUUCAAGACUACUCAGAUAAUCCCAAUAUGUACCAAGAAACAAGGAUUUCAUAAUGCAUUAACAUCAAUAAAGGCAGAUUACCCCUUAUAUUCGUAAUAAGCAGUAGAAUAACGUUUUUACUGAGAGAAAUCAUUUACUUUAAACAUGAAUGUCCUGAUGCAGUAGGUUUUGUCAACUAUUUUGUCCCCAGAUGAUUUUUUUUUUUUAUUUGCGACAAAAGAAAACACAUUUAUCACACUGUACUCAUUAUGUGUAACCUGUCUUAGCCUAAUUCCUAUUAUUUUACUUUACCCGAGUCUAAGUGUAAGAUCUUAACGUGUUUCUUGCUUUUUACUUACCAAAAAUAUAUUCGUUGUGUAUCA